Lactuca saligna is the source of this 885-nucleotide messenger RNA. Lineage: Eukaryota; Viridiplantae; Streptophyta; Magnoliopsida; Asterales; Asteraceae. The record is from the annotation of a GenBank genome assembly.
CAAGCAGACACGUCUUUCUCGGUCGUUGCAAAACACCCUAACAUUUCUGAAUCGGAGCCCUAAAUUUUCUCGAUCGUUUUUGUUCAUCACCCUCCUUCGCCUGAAAUCAUGGCCAAUGCAGCAUCAGGGAUGGCUGUGCAUGAUGACUGCAAGCUAAAGUUUAUGGACUUGAAGGCAAAAAGGACCUUCCGUUUCAUCAUUUAUAAGAUCGAAGAGAAACAAAAGCAGGUGAUGGUUGAAAAGCUUGGAGAACCAGCGGAAACUUAUGAUGAUUUUGCAGCAUGUCUCCCUGCUGAUGAAUGCCGAUAUGCUGUCUUUGAUUUUGAUUUCAUGACUGCAGAAAAUGUCCCAAAAAGCAGGAUCUUCUUCAUCGCCUGGUCACCUGAUACUGCAAGAGUGAGGAGCAAGAUGAUUUAUGCAAGCUCAAAGGACAGGUUCAAGAGAGAGCUUGAUGGCAUUCAGAUUGAAUUGCAAGCAACCGAUCCCACCGAGGUUGGGCUUGAUGUUAUUAGAAGCCGAGCAAAUUAAACAUCUAAAAUUUCAAAUGGAGAUGACGAGGAUUCUUCAUAGAAUAUUGUGAUUUUAUGUUAAAUGUUUAUAGUUGUUUCUGGUAUGGUAUGUAGUAUCAGUAUCAGUACGAACGAGUACCAGUUGUUACUUUCCUCAAAAGUCUUGCUUUCCGUCAAGAACCAGUGUGAUUUCAGGUAAAAAAAUUUGUGUGAUGUUUUGUGUGAUUCAAGUAUUCAACACAAGUAAUAUGGGAUUUGUAUUGUAUUUCAAUUUCAAUUUCAUUUCAUUUCAUUUCAUUUCUUACAAUCAUAUUAAUGCUAUUAAACUGGAAUCACCAUUUAAACAUGUUUGUUAUACAUAAUUGUUGACAAAGAA